Rhinocladiella mackenziei CBS 650.93 is the source of this 1368-nucleotide messenger RNA. RefSeq lists its product as uncharacterized. The transcript has a single exon. NCBI's taxonomy places the organism in Eukaryota, Fungi, Ascomycota, Eurotiomycetes, Chaetothyriales, Herpotrichiellaceae. Gene Ontology annotation, cellular component: cytoplasm; late endosome. The record is from RefSeq and is a predicted model, not a curated record. Gene Ontology annotation, molecular function: oxidoreductase activity. Gene Ontology annotation, biological process: retrograde transport, endosome to Golgi. The coding region runs from base 1 to 1368 and encodes 455 amino acids.
AUGUCCACCGUCAUAUUGGGCGGCGGCAUAAUCGGCCUGUCCACAGCCUAUUGCCUCUCUCUCAAACAACCAGCUCAAUCAGUCCACAUCAUCGACUCGUCGCCAACGUUAUUCACCUCAGCAAGCGGCUAUGCAGGGGGCUUUUUGGCCUUGGACUGGUUCAAUCCCUCCGUGUCAAGCCUGGGUGCGCUAUCAUUCCGUCUCCAUCGCGAAUGGGCCGAAAAACAUAACGGACCACGCCGAUGGGGAUACGCCGGCAGUCACGUCUACAGUCUCAACGUCGAGGACGUGGGGGGAGGUAAAGGCAAGACGGGAAAGAAGGCCAGAGGCGAAGAUUGGUUGCUUGAAGGCGCGAGUCGGGCAGGAGUCGCGAGGGCGAACUCCGAGACAGACGUUCAUAUCGUGGGCAGCGGUGGAAUGGUCAAUGAUGACGGGACACCGGCUGUGUUCACGCCGCACGUCGGAGGGACGAUGGAGACGAUAGCAGGGCCAGAAGAGUGCGCACAGGUCGAGCCGAGAGAGUUUUGCGAGUUUUUGCUGGAGGAGUGUCAAUGCAGACAUGUCCAGGUGCAUCUUUCGAUGAGGGCUGUCGGGGUCUUAACUGAUGGGGACGGCGUCUUGAAGGGGUUGAAGGUGCAAUCCACGUCUACCAACGGAAAUUCUCAGGACCACGACGUGAAAGAAGUCGAAUGUCGGAAUGUGGUCAUAGCUGCGGGGGCAUGGACUCCGAGGGUCUUCAAGACGCUGUUUCCCGAGAGCAAGGUGCGGAUUCCAAUCGAUCCCCUGGCUGGUCACAGUAUCGUGGUCAAAUCGCCACGGUACAAGACGCCUUUCAUCGACGCCUCCAAGCGACAUAUCGGUGGUGGAGAAGACAAUUGGCUGUGCUACUCUAUUUAUUGCGCGCCAGGCCAAUACUGGCCGUAUGCUCCAGAAGCAUAUGCUCGGUUGGCACGCAAUGGUGAGACGGAGAUCUGGCUGGGUGGAUUGAAUAGCAGCACAUUGCCUCUUCCAGAAUUGGCGGUGGAUGUCAAGGACAUGAUUGAUCCGAAGAGCAUCGAGAGUCUGCGCAAGACAACGGUGCAGUUGGCCGGGCGGUCCAAGGAAGGGGACGAGCCCAAUCAAGACGACUUGGAAACUGUCAGGGAAGCGCUCUGCUUCAGGCCCGUAAGUCAGAGUGGGAACCCGAUUAUCGGGAACGUGCCGGAGAAGGAUCUUGGUGGUGUAAAGCUGGAGGAUGGUGGUGUGUGGAUUGCCUCUGGUCAUGGCCCCUGGGGAAUCACUUUGAGUCCGGGCACGGGGCUGGUCAUGAGUGAAAUGAUAUUGGGCCAAAAGACCAGUGCAGAUGUGACGAGGCUUCAGAUUGGUUGA